AUGAAUGUGAUCAUAUAUUAAUCAAUUAAAUAUAUCUAAAUGCAUAUCAUAUUUUAGUGUCUUGUACUAACAUUAUUGAUUAUUACUUCACUAUCUUAAAGUUGUUUAAACUCAGAUGGAAAAGAAGUAGAUUGGUGGUUUAUCUUAAAAAUGCCAUUGAACCGAGAUGAUGAAUGGACAGGUCUUGAGUAUUUUUAUUGUGACAGUGUGGAUGAAUGCAAGAAAUUCGAUUUACAAGAUGACGAUGUAAAUGACAGUACAUCUCCACUAAUGAAAACACUCGAUUAGGUUAAUUUUAGUGAUACGAGUGUCAUUAGUAUGUUAUGGAGCGACUAGCCAAAACAUAAAGUGCAUCAUUCAAAUCAUGCUCAUUCAAAGGGAAUUAUGAGUGCAAGUUUAGUUGGAACUAAAAAUGCGUUUAUUAUCUCCCAUUCAACACCAAGAUUCCCAAAACUAGAUGAUAAUGGAAAAGUAGAUACCAAUGUAGAGAACAAUUUUCCUAGAAACGGCUAACAUUUUUUGUGUUUUUCAACAACUACAGAUGCCAUAAAUGACGAUUUAGCUGAUAUGUAUUACCAAGCUGAAAUCUUGAUAGACUAGGUUAGUUCUACUCCUAAGAAGAAUACAUUUUUAGGUACAGAUAAAUAUACAGCUUUAUAAAACUUAUGGUACUCUAAAUUACCUGGAAAGGGUGAAACACGUCAUCGUUAUUCUCAAGAUGCUGAUCAUAGUCACACAGUAUUUACCACAAGAGGAAAUCAGAAAUUUAAAGUUUUUGCACAAAAUCCUAAGUAUGGCCAAGAUAUCUACUCUGAACUGAUAGUAGGAGAACUUAUGCAAAAUUUGAUUAUGGAGACAUGGGUCAGACGACCUAAAGCAGCGGGUCUGGAAAAACCAGUAUGCGACACUUAUGAAUCUUCUUCUAAUGAAAAAGUAUCCUAUUCUGGAAAAACUGCAGGUGGUGACACAAUUACGUUUGAAUAUUCCUACACUAAAGAUCAUUCGAAAUAUGGAAUAACUUAACCAAAAGAAGUUGCAUCCGCCUCAAAAGGAGGAUCGUUUAUCGCAACAGAUUAUUCACAUCCAUCUUUGAAUGGUUAAAUCUUAGUAAGUGGAAAGCACCUAAGAAAAAAGAGUCUAGAAGAAGAAGAUAUCUAAUUAGGACAAGGAGGAGGAGGAGGAGGAGAAACAUCUUCUGGCAUGGAAGUUGAUACUAAACCCACUACCACAAAGAGGAAAGCAGGUGAUGACGAUGAUGAUGAUGAGGAUUCAGCUCCUCCAGCAAAAAGAAAGGCAGCAGAGAAAGAGGAUAAAUAUGUUUGUGUCAGUGAUUUGAAUAGACAGGAAUCUUAGUGGCAUCGAGGAGGACUUGUCUACUGUUUUUAUAAUGAGCAUUUAUGGAAACAUAUUGAUACCGCAUUUAUUGGAAAAGAUCGUUGUUGAGAAAAUUGAUUAUGCAAUACACAAUAAAACAUUCAUUAAAUUCA
This is a messenger RNA of Paramecium tetraurelia, 1487 nucleotides long. RefSeq lists its product as uncharacterized. The transcript has 4 exons. Lineage: Eukaryota; Ciliophora; Oligohymenophorea; Peniculida; Parameciidae. The record is from RefSeq and is a predicted model, not a curated record. Gene Ontology annotation, biological process: apoptotic DNA fragmentation. Gene Ontology annotation, molecular function: deoxyribonuclease II activity.